Symbiodinium sp. CCMP2456 is the source of this 167-nucleotide messenger RNA. NCBI's taxonomy places the organism in Eukaryota, Dinophyceae, Suessiales, Symbiodiniaceae. The record is from the annotation of a GenBank genome assembly.
GCUUUCCAAUGAAGCUGCCGCUGCUCCGACGAAUGCGGCAGGAGCUUGCGUGUCUGUCCGCACCAGUGGGACACCAGCACCGCCGCCGCUGAAGCUCUCGCCAAUGUCGCCACGGAUAGCGGGCGCAGGGGUCCUUCCAGCCCAUGGCGAUGGCAAGAUCCUGCAAU